CCCCCUGUUUUGAGAAGCGAAGAAACUUUGUUCAAUUGAGUCGCGUGAUAUUUUCGAGAAAAUUUACGUUGCAGAAAACAGUGGAUUCAAAUGAAAACCUUUGAUGGUUUAGGAGUAAAAGUGUUGGCAGGCGUAUCUUAACUAAGUCUCAGGCCGAUUUAGAAACAUUUCUUUCGGAAGCAUGGCCAACGGGAACCAGACCGAAGUGUUUGUUUACGAGCAGGUUGUGAUUCUGAUGUCGUGUGCGGUCUCGUUUCUGGGCUCUCUUCUGAUCAUAUGCACUUAUGCAACAUGGAAGGAUCUCAGGACCACGCCGAGAAAGCUUUUGGUGUUCUUGUCUGUCACAGAUUUGCUGUCUGCGGCUUCAUACUUGUAUGGUGUUUGGAGGAUGUUUGACUCAAAUACGUGGGAUUGCGUCGUGCAAGGAGCAAUAUCCACUUUUGCUAAUACAAGUUCCUUCUUUUGGACUGUGGCCAUUGCUAUUUAUUUAUAUAUAUUCAUCGUGAAGUCAAGCCAGAGACUAGCUGACAGCUUGGUGUUGUAUUUUCAUCUUAUCAGCUGGGGUGUUCCCCUGGCUAUCACGGUAGCAGCCCUGUCUCUGCAGAAGAUUGGCUACGACGCCUCCGAGGUGUCUGUGGGCUGGUGCUGGGUGAGCAUUCAGGAAAAGGAUCACGUGUUGUGGAUGCUGCUCACAGGCAAGAUAUGGGAGUUCCUCGCCUACGUCACACUGCCUGUGCUUUACGCCCUUAUCAAGGUGCACAUCCAUAAAGCGCAUGCGGCCCUCUCGGAGUACCGUCCCAUCCUGGCUAGCCGGGUAGCAUCCAGCUCACCCUCUGCUAUGGCGGACUGGAAGCUAACCCUCAUCCCCAUUAUCUUCAUCGUCCUGCGUGUGUGGAGCACUGUACGCUUCCUGCUCCUGCUGUUCGACUCACCUGCCAGGCAAAACCCAGUGCUGGUCACCUUGCACGGAGUCGGGAACACCUUCCAGGGAGCUGCGAACUGCAUCAUGUUCACACUGUGCACGCGGGCGGUGCGUGUCAGGUUGGCCACGUUGCUCGGCUGCCACCGGCACGCCGCCCCAGGUGGCUCGGACCCGCCGUCCCGGCCCACGAGCGGCACAUGUACACGUUCGGAUGUAGACCAGCCUGCUGAAGUUCAUACCUGGGAGGACGAAGAGGAGUAAAUACUGAAGCCUGUCGGACCUUCAGCACCUCAGGCCAGGAUGCUGUGCAUAAGUGAGCUGUGUGGUGCAGCUGGUCUGCAGAGUGGGAAGUGGAAGAGGGGUUCUGCAUAGAGCAUGGGAAAUCAAAGAGAACAUACAAGAGAGUUUGCAAUUAGUGUAUGGGUGAGAAUGUGUGUUUGUGGGUGGGUGUGUGCCUGCGCGCGUAUGUGUGUGUGCCUGUGUGUGCAUGCGUGUAAGGAGUGUUAGUAUCUCAGACUCCACCUUCUGGUUCACAAAUGCCUUUGAGGAUUACAGAACACUGCAGUCACAUGCGCAGGUGCACUUUAAAUUAGCGGUGUAGUGCGACACCGCAGGAACCACUGCCUUUCCCAGUGCCGCUAUACAGAGCCACUCCAAUGGCUUUUAUAUGCUGCUUCAUUUUCUGUGCAAAUGAAAUGUCUGGCUCAGGGAUGGAGUGUUGAUUUAGUGACCAAAGAACCAAAUGUACUGUAAACACUAUUCAACAAAGCUCAGUCAUUUUCCCUGACUAAGCAUAUUUUACCAUAUGCAAAGGCUGUAAAGGAACUGCAUUGUUUUUGAAAUGGCAAUAUUUUUUUUGAUUUAUUUAUUUUUAUUUUUUUUUAUUUUUUUGUUGAAAUUCUCUGUGCAGUAUGUAUUUAACUGUAAGAAAUAUGAUUUUCCCAUGUUUUAUACUGUUCUCUUAUAUGCAAAAUGUAUUGUACCUUACAAAUGUACUGUACCUUAUGUGGGCCUGGUAAAGUGCUGCACCAUGGCAUUGACCCAGUUAGCUUUAGUUUCCAAAUGCAAUUCUGUUUCAAGUUAUAACUUUUACACUACAGAGUCAAGAAUGUGGGAAUUUUUAUAUUUAUGCAGUUGUUUAUUCAGUUAUGUAUUUGUAACAAAUAUGCUUUUAUGAAUGUCACGGUUUUGUUAAAGUAAAGUUACACUGACCAAAAGGGA
This is a messenger RNA of Electrophorus electricus (electric eel), 2143 nucleotides long. It is a transcript of the gene gpr157, whose product is annotated as G protein-coupled receptor 157. Lineage: Eukaryota; Metazoa; Chordata; Actinopteri; Gymnotiformes; Gymnotidae. Gene Ontology annotation, biological process: adenylate cyclase-activating G protein-coupled receptor signaling pathway; cell surface receptor signaling pathway. Gene Ontology annotation, molecular function: cAMP binding; G protein-coupled receptor activity. The record is from RefSeq and is a predicted model, not a curated record. Gene Ontology annotation, cellular component: plasma membrane.